Molecule: messenger RNA, 4185 nt
Organism: Nilaparvata lugens (brown planthopper)
Lineage: Eukaryota; Metazoa; Arthropoda; Insecta; Hemiptera; Delphacidae
Gene: Usp7
Product: ubiquitin carboxyl-terminal hydrolase 7
Exons: 24
Coding region: 305-3655 (1116 amino acids)
Biological process (GO): regulation of protein stability; protein deubiquitination
Cellular component (GO): cytosol; nucleus
Molecular function (GO): protein binding; cysteine-type deubiquitinase activity; cysteine-type endopeptidase activity
Source: RefSeq, a predicted model, not a curated record
GACCUCAAACCUACGAGUCAGCCAUUUUCUUUAUUUUAGUGUGUGUUUCUCUGGAAAAUAUUAGAAUAAAAUUUCAAAUGUAUUUGACAUUAGUGAGUAAUUAAAUCACUUGUGAUAUAUAUGGUUGCGUUGUUUCCCCUGGUAACAGGGGGUGAAGAAAUCUGCAGACAUUGGGCGCAUCGCAAGUAAACCCGUCAACAAACUAACCGUGUCGGGUAAAAACCACACUUCACCACAUAGACGUUGUGUAGCCACCAACGUGAAGAAAUCAAAACUACAAAAUAAAAUUGCAGCCGUCGAGAAUAUGAACCACGCUAUUGAUAGGGAAAAUCAGAACAAUGAUGUUGAAGAAAUGGAUACACAAGAAGCAGAAGCAAUGGACACUCCGAAUGAUGGUGGUGGAGGAAAUGUGGCUGUUGACAACCGUGCAGUGAACGGCGAGGUUCCCGAACAGUCUUUUCCCCAGGACGCUGAGAUGGCAGAGGCUGAAGACGAGGCUCGGUCGGAGGCGACGUUUCGGUACACAGUGAAGUGCCUGAGCAAGCUGAAGGACUCGCAGCUGUCCCCGCCCUGCUUCGUGCGCAACCUGCCCUGGAAGAUCAUGGUGAUGCCGCGCACCGCCCAGCCGCAGGACCGGUCCAACGCUGCAAAGAGUCUCGGCUUCUUUCUUCAGUGUAACGGUGAAUCCGAAAGUUCUACUUGGAGUUGUUUCGCAAAUGCAGAGUUGAAAAUAUUGGCGCAAAAAGAAGGCUGUGAUAAUUUCUCUAGAAAAAUCCAGCAUCUUUUCUACUACAAAGAGAAUGACUGGGGAUUCAGUCAUUUCAUGACAUGGAGCGAAGUCAUGGACCCUGAUAAAGGGUACAUUGAGGAUGACGCCAUAACCCUUGAGGUUCACGUGAACGCUGAUGCGCCUCAUGGGGUUUGUUGGGACUCGAAGAAGCACACCGGUUACGUGGGCCUCAAGAAUCAGGGAGCCACCUGUUACAUGAACUCGCUCCUACAGACACUCUAUUUCACCAAUCAACUCAGAAAGGCAGUGUACAAAAUGCCGACAGAAAGCGACGACUCGAGCAAGAGCGUAGCGCUCGCGCUGCAGCGGGUUUUUCACGAGUUACAGUUUAGUGACAAGCCGGUUGGCACUAAGAAGCUGACCAAGUCUUUCGGCUGGGAGACGCUCGACUCAUUCAUGCAGCACGAUGUACAGGAAUUCCUCAGAGUGUUAUUGGAUAAGUUGGAGAGCAAAAUGAAGGGCACUUGUGUGGAAGGAACAGUGCCUAAACUUUUCGAAGGAAAAAUGGUUUCUUUUAUUGAGUGUAAAAAUAUAGACUACAAGUCAACCCGUGUUGAAACUUUCUACGAUAUCCAGUUGAAUAUCAAGGGAAAGAAAAACAUUACAGAGUCGUUUGGCGACUACAUAAAGGCAGAGGUGUUGGACGGAGACAACAAGUACGACGCGGGCGAGCACGGCCUGCAGGACGCUGAGAAGGGAGUCAUCUUCUCUCGCUUCCCCCCUGUCCUGCAUCUGCAUCUCAUGCGCUUCCAGUAUGACCCCAUCACUGACUGCUCUGUCAAGUUCAACGACAGGUUCGAAUUUGACGAGAAAGUUUGCCUGAAUGGGUACCUGCAGAAGCCAGAGGCGACAUCUGCCGACUACACACUGCACGCUGUCCUCGUGCACAGUGGAGAUAACCACGGAGGACACUAUGUUGUUUUCAUCAAUCCCAAGGGCGACGGACGGUGGUGUAAGUUCGACGACGACGUGGUGUCGCGGUGCACGCGUGAGGAGGCGAUCGACCACAACUUUGGUGGCCACGACGAGGACCUCAACAUGACGGUGCGCCACUGCACCAACGCAUACAUGCUCGUCUACAUCCGCGACUCCGAGCUCAACAACAUACUGCAAGUCGUCACCGAGGAUGACAUCCCACAUGAGUUGUCGGAGAGACUCCAAGAGGAAAAGCGUCUGGAGGGCAUCAGGCGAAAGGAGCGCAACGAGGCCCAUCUCUACAUGACGAUCAACGUGAUCCUGGAGGACAGCUUUGUCGGCCACCAGGGCAACGACCUCUACGACCCCGAGAAGGUGUCCUGUCGCGUCUUCAAGGUCAAGAAGACUAUGACCGGGCAGGAUCUGCUCAAACUGUUGUCUGAAACUUUGAAAUACCCGAUCUAUCAGAUGCGACCGUGGCCGAUCAGCAACCGAUCGAACCAGACGUACCGGCCGACCGUGCUCGACUACGACAACGACCUGCACAAGACAGUGUCGGACAUAUCGGAGUCGCAGAGUGUGUGGCACGUGUUCGUCGAGACGAUCGAGCCCGACUCGGAGGUGACCAAGCUGGGCUCGUUCGACAAGGAGACGGACGUCCUGCUCUUCUUCAAGUUGUACGACCCCAAGGCCAAGCGCAUCUACUACUGCGGCCACCAGUAUGUGCCUGUCGCCACCAAAGUUCAGGAACUUUGUCACAUAUUGAAUGAAAGAGCAGGAUUCCCCCCGGACACAGAAUUAGCGCUUUAUGAGGAAAUUAGGCCAAACCAAGUUGAGAGAAUAGAGAGGUUCAAUGAACCUUUGGAGAAGGUGGCAUUGGUUGAUUUCCAGGUUCUUGAAGAAUUGAUGGAUGGCGAUAUAAUCGUUUUUCAAAAGGAUGAAAGUGAAGACAUUUAUGAACUUCCCACCUGUAAAGAUUAUUUCAAGGAGCUGUUCCACAGAGUGGAGGUGACAUUCUGUGACAAGACAAUUCCGAACGACAUCGGCUUCACAAUGGAACUCAACUCGAAGAUCAACUACGAACAGAUGGCGCAGGCGGUCGCCAGCCGCGUCGGCACCGACCCACAUCGGUUGCAGUUCUUCAAAACACAAAACUACAAGGAUUGCCCAGGUAAUGCUUUGAAAUGUAAUUACGAAGGAACGCUAAAGGAAUUGCUGUUGUAUUCAAAGUCGAAAGGUGUGAAAAAAGUAUACUACCAGCAGUUAUCGAUAUCAAUUAGUGAACUAGAGAAUAAAAGGUUAUUCAAGUGUCUUUGGGUUGGUCCUAAGUUGAAAGAGGAGAAGGAAAUUACACUUUACCCCAAUAAGAAUGGAACAGUUGCAGAUUUAUUAGAAGAAGCUAAGAAGGUAGUUGAAUUAUCUCCAGAUGGAUCUGGAAGGUUAAGGAUAUUUGAGGUAAAUUGUAAUAGGCUUCACCCAGGACCGAAAGAGGACAUGCUAUUGGAGCAACUCAACCCAGGAUCGGGAAACCCCAAAAACUAUAGGAUAGAGGAAAUACCUAAAGAUGAGAUCGAUGUAGAAGAAAAUGAAAUGAUAGUUCCGUGUGCACACUACCAAAAAGAUGCCUUCUCGACUUUCGGCAUACCGUUUGUUAUUAAAAUGAAACAGAUGGAACCACUUUCAAAGUUGAAGAUUAGAUUGAUGAAGAAAUUAGGCGUUCAAGAAAAAGAAUUUGAAAAAUUUAAAUUUGCGUGGGUGAAUGUGAAUGGUAGCAACAAGAUAACUCACCUCGAAGAGGAUAGCUUAAUAAAUUUGACUGAAUUCAAACAAGCUAUGCAAACGGCCCAAAGCCCAUCAAACAAACCCUUCUUCGGUUUGGAUCACGUGAACAAAGCGCCAAAACGGUCAAGAUUCAACUACUUGGAAAAAGCCAUUAAAAUUUACAACUGAAGCCGAAACAACCGAUUGAAACUGGACCAGUGACUAAUGGUCAAGCCAGCCGCGACACUAGUGGGAGUUGGACCUUCCUUGCAAGUGUGUGUGCGCGCGCAACGAAGCUAGUGGAAUACUCGCUAGUGGAACAGAGAGUGGUUACAGACUUGUUGAACAAGGACAGUUGUUCGCAAUAAUCGCUUCUAAACGCCAAUCAGCGACAGUCGCCGGACAUCAUUGAGGGUGAUUUAUUGUUUUUAGAAAAUGAUGCUUUUAAUUACCGCCGUCAAUCACUGAUAUUAACGCUAGCUGGGAGGGGGGACCGCCCCCCUCCGGCACUCUUCUCCUCUCGGCGCUCUUCGCCAACUCAGUCUCAUCAGUCUCACACAAAACGUGAUCGAAUCAAUCGACAAUUUACAUCAAUGACAAUGUUUAUUUAUUGAAUUGUAUCCGUCAUGUAUCAACAUUUUAUUAAUAUUAAUAAUUAUAAUGAUAACAACAUCACAUUGACUAUUACCACUAACUUAUUAAAGUGAUAUUCUGUUCCA